Messenger RNA from Paramecium octaurelia, 498 nucleotides. The record is from the annotation of a GenBank genome assembly. Lineage: Eukaryota; Ciliophora; Oligohymenophorea; Peniculida; Parameciidae.
AUGCAAAAGAGCUAUAUAGGUAUAUAAGAUUUUUAUUAUGGAUUUUCUUUAUGUGCAAUAAAAUGCAAUAUAAUCAGUCUUAAAAUUUUUUAACAACUCUAGAGAAGAAAUAUAACAGAUAAGCUUUCACUAAUAGAGAUCCUUAAACAAGCUCAAAAAUCUUUGGGUUUUAAUAAAAUGUAUAUUAAAGUUAAUAAUUCGAGAUUAUACCGACUGAAAUAAGCAAAGAAAUACAAAUGUAUCAGAUUUCAUGAGAUUCUAAUGUCUUAAAGAUAUUUAAUUGACUUAUUAGAUUUAGAGGAAUAUUUUGGAAUGAAAGUUUAAUACAAUUAAAAAUCAGAAUUAAGAAGAAGAAAAAAAAACCGACUUGAAAACAGAAGGCUAAAUUUAAUAUUUCAGAUUAAUGAUUAUUACAUUUAAGAGAUGGAAAUUUAAGGCUUACACCAAUUAUAAUAAAUUCGACAAUGGAAAAAAUGUAAAACAAAAAAAUGGAACUGA